Molecule: messenger RNA, 1983 nt
Organism: Hibiscus syriacus
Lineage: Eukaryota; Viridiplantae; Streptophyta; Magnoliopsida; Malvales; Malvaceae
Product: dicarboxylate transporter 1, chloroplastic-like
Exons: 3
Coding region: 159-1838 (559 amino acids)
Biological process (GO): transmembrane transport
Cellular component (GO): membrane
Molecular function (GO): transmembrane transporter activity
Source: RefSeq, a predicted model, not a curated record
AGCCAACCAUAUAUUCCUAAACCUCGCAUCCACCGUCUGAUUAAAAUCAAACGGCCAGAUUUAACCCUCUCCCUCGUUCACCCUUUUUAAAUAUUAAUCUCCGCCUCUUCCUCCAUUUAUCGUUUCUCUUCUCCGCCGUCGACGCUACCGUUUCAAAGAUGGCGUCCGCCGCACUCACCUCCUCCUGCCCUCUAGGCCAUUCCCGUGUCAAAUCAAUCUCUUUCUCUUCCAGAUCAUGUCUGAACCCGGUUUUUUCCCCUUCGGUUCUCUCCAAAUCCACUCCGAACAAUUCCAGCUUGAUUAAAACUUUGAGUCUCACUCCAAUCAUUUCUACUAACAGAAUCCAGAAAAGUCACCGGAAAUUAACAGUCAAAGCAGCGGCAUCAAGUCCAGCUGCCACUACCCCGCCGCCGCAGCAACCAUGGCAAGGUGCAGCAAUGAAGCCAUUGUUGGCGUCGAUUGCUACAGGUGUCAUCCUAUGGUUCCUUCCCGUCCCAUCCGGUGUCUCCCGUAAUGCGUGGCAACUACUUUCCAUUUUCUUAGCUACAAUCGUUGGCAUCAUCACUCAACCAUUGCCACUAGGAGCAGUGGCAUUACUCGGACUCGGCGCUUCUGUCCUAACCAAAACCCUAACCUUCUCUGCUGCCUUCUCCGCUUUUGGCGAUCCCAUUCCUUGGCUCAUCGCUCUCGCCUUCUUCUUCGCCCGCGGCUUCAUCAAGACUGGACUUGGUAACAGAAUAGCUUACCAAUUCGUUUCCCUAUUCGGAUCCUCCUCUUUAGGUUUAGGUUACAGCUUAGUCUUCAGCGAAGCUCUACUAGCGCCAGCAAUUCCGUCCGUAUCGGCACGCGCAGGAGGAAUUUUCCUCCCUUUAGUCAAAUCUCUCUGCGUAGCGUGUGGAAGCAACGUGGGUGACGGGACGGAAAAUAGAUUAGGAUCCUGGUUAAUGCUGACAUGUUUCCAGACUUCCGUUAUUUCUUCUUCCAUGUUUUUAACAGCAAUGGCGGCGAAUCCUUUAAGUGCUAAUUUAGCUUUCAAUACCAUUAAACAGCAGAUUGGAUGGACGGAUUGGGCUAAGGCGGCAAUCGUGCCGGGUUUAGUUUCGUUGCUUGUUGUGCCUUUGAUCUUGUAUGUUAUUUAUCCACCAUCGGUGAAGACUAGUCCCGAUGCGCCAAGGCUUGCUAAGGAGAAGCUGGAGAAAAUGGGACCGAUGACCAAGAAUGAGAUUAUCAUGGCUGGGACUCUGUUUCUAACUGUGGGGCUCUGGAUUUUUGGAGGGAUGUUAAAUGUGGAUGCUGUUACUGCUGCCAUUCUUGGGUUAUCUAUCCUACUUGUGACGGGGGUAGUCACAUGGAAGGAGUGUCUCGCUGAAUCAGUUGCAUGGGAUACACUUACAUGGUUUGCUGCACUCAUUGCUAUGGCUGGGUAUUUGAACAAAUAUGGUCUCAUCGCAUGGUUUAGUCAAACUGUUGUUAAGGUUGUCGGUGGGUUAGGUCUUUCAUGGCAAAUGUCGUUUGGCAUUCUGGUUCUUCUCUAUUUCUACUCGCAUUACUUCUUUGCCAGCGGAGCCGCUCAUAUCGGUGCCAUGUUUACAGCCUUCUUGUCCGUGGCUAGUGCUUUGGGCACUCCAUCGUAUUUGGGAGCCCUUGUUCUAUCAUUCCUCUCCAACCUCAUGGGUGGCAUCACUCAUUAUGGCAUUGGAUCUGCACCCGUUUUCUUUGGGGCUGGCUAUGUACCACUAGCCAAAUGGUGGGGUUAUGGUUUCCUAAUAUCUGUUGUGAAUCUUAUUAUCUGGCUCGGAGUAGGAGGCAUCUGGUGGAAGGCUCUCGGCUUGUGGUAAUAAAAUUUGCAAAUACACUUGAGGUAGAAUAAUACCUCACCUAACUUUGCAGAUCGCAGUUUCUUCUUCACGUCGAAAGCAGCUUUGUCUUUGAUUCUUUAACUUUCAGAAAUAACCUUUUAUGUCAGGGUUUAGAGGGGUCGAA